Messenger RNA from Daktulosphaira vitifoliae (grape phylloxera), 1001 nucleotides. Its product is annotated as axonemal dynein light intermediate polypeptide 1-like. The record is from RefSeq and is a predicted model, not a curated record. Gene Ontology annotation, molecular function: dynein heavy chain binding. The transcript is spliced from 6 exons. Gene Ontology annotation, cellular component: axoneme. NCBI's taxonomy places the organism in Eukaryota, Metazoa, Arthropoda, Insecta, Hemiptera, Phylloxeridae. The coding region runs from base 1 to 687 and encodes 228 amino acids.
AUGCAGGACAAAAAUACCACGUGUACGCAUAAAGAUCCCAAAGUCGAACAAAAUAAAUUAGAAAAUGGCUGUGUUAAACGACGUGAUGGUUUCGAGAACUACAAUCAGGAAAUAUUUGAUCAAAUAACACCCCCCAUAGUGUGGAGCGAAAAUGGCGAAAUAUGGUGCAAAAAAAUAUCAACGAAACCGAGUAGCCGGAAAGACGUAUUGCAAUUGAAAAAUGAUCUUCGAUUACAAAUUGAUUAUUGGCAAGCAAAACCGAGGGGGUUAUGUCGAAUCAGAAGAGCAUUAUAUUCUAGCUGUUUUAAUGAAAUAAUUCGACAAGUAUGUGCCAAUUCAUUAGAUCAAGCAAUAUUAUUACUCAGAAUACGUGAAGAGUUCAAUAUCUCCGAAAAAGCUUAUAGAAGAAUAUUUGAAGAUGGCUUAAUGUUUAGCUUGAGAAAAACUCAACAAGCUAAGCAAGGAACUAGUGAUUUAUAUGAUGAAAUUACCAGUUUAGAGAAGGAAUCAAAUAAUUUAAAAAAAAACUUAGCUAAAGCGAAAACUAAAUUAUCGUUAACGACUGUCAACAUACAGAGAGAAUCGAUGGAUAGAGCAAAAGAAUAUAAGAAAGAAUUAAAUUUUUUCAAUAACAAUUACCUCGUGUUAAAAGAACAACUUGAUUUAUUGGUACCUACAAAGAAGUAACUUGAAAAUGGAUAACAUUUUAAAAUACUUCAACGUUUAAAAACACAAUCUUUUAAUAUUUAUAUUAAGGGACAAUUCUUGACUAUAGUUUAGGAUAAUAUAUGUUUUGAAUAAACAGAGAAGAUCUACACUAAAAAUGAAUAAGCGAAAAAAGUUUUCACCGCGAACAUUUAUAUGGAUUUUUGUUGGCUUUAUAUUAAAAACAACAUCACCUCCAAUCUAAUCCACGGAUUGUAAUGAUCAAAACAGCAGUGCUAAAUCAAUUUGGUAACUGUAUGAUAUAGGUGAUGUUAAACUUAGUAAUGAGCUAUUAC